Molecule: messenger RNA, 2717 nt
Organism: Cavia porcellus (domestic guinea pig)
Lineage: Eukaryota; Metazoa; Chordata; Mammalia; Rodentia; Caviidae
Gene: CUNH10orf105
Product: chromosome unknown C10orf105 homolog
Exons: 2
Coding region: 322-885 (187 amino acids)
Source: RefSeq, a predicted model, not a curated record
GUACCGGGGAUUGACCUCAUGACCGCCUGCUUGCAAGGCAGGUGCUUAUGCCACUGAGCUAAAUCCCCAGCCCCAGCGCUGCUUUUUUAAAAUAUGUUUUUGCCUCAUUUUUUGAACUCGAGCUUGGGGGCUCCUUUGUGGAUUACAAGAGCAGAUGUGUGCAGCGCAGGGCUCCUGGGAAGGGGAGACCUCCAUUGCCCAGGAUGACCCCCAGCCUGGUCUGGAGGAGGCUGCGGGAGCAUCAAGCAAAUCUGGCCCUGGAUUUGGACAGGGUAUGGUUGUUUUCUAGCAUUCCAGACUCCCAGGCUGCCACAGGAACACAUGCUAAUGACAACCUCCCUUAUAACGGCUGGUUUGUUUGUUUUUAAUCAAAACUGGCACCAAGGCCUAAAGCCCCGUUUGCCAGCCUGCAGGUUCUUCAGAUUCAUCUGCAAGGCCAGAAGUAACAUCAGAACGGCCCCCCUCGAGCACAGCCAGGGUACCAUGAGCACAGAGGGCCCCAGCCUCACCAGUCCCCCAGCCUCGAGCACCCGGGCCUUCCUCACUGCCCCGGUCACUCCUGGGACUCUCGCGGUGGUGGCCGACCCGCUGCCCGUGCUCAUCGCCCUGGCCUGCGUCUUCCUCCUGCUGGCCUCCUGCCUGCUCUUCCUGAUGCUCUGCAAGCCGGCCGCGCUGGACCCGAGCCGCCAUGCGAGUGCGCGCGAACUCCUGCCCCACCACCCCGCGAGCCCCAGCGAGCCCCGGCUGCAGCUGUGGAAGCGCCUGGGCUCGCUCCGCCGCUCCCUGCCCAGCUUCCGGCGUGGCCGGCCUGUCCCUGGACGCCCCCUGCCGGGACACGAUGACAGCCUUGGUGACAGUGACUGCACCGAAUCUACCAAGAUGUGACAAGGAGUCCAAAUACAGGCCCCCAGUCCCUAGGUCCACCUACAGAUCCUCCUGCCUGGCACCACAGGCUGCAGGGUGGUGGCUCAAGAUACCCGCACUCCAUAUGCCUCCCAGGGCUUCUUUGUGUGCCCAGUCCAGGUCUUUUGCCAGAAGUGGCUCUGGAAAAGGGCCUUCUCUCUACAGAGCCCCUGCCGCUGCUUGCUGGCGACCCCUGGAUCACAUCAGAACAGAUCAGCAGGGGCUGAGCAGUUUUUUUUUUUUGGUACCGGGACUCAAACUCAGGACCUUGUGCUUGCCAGGCAGGUGCUUGUGCCACUGAGCUAUAUUCCUGGCCCGUGAACACAGGUUAAGAGGCUCCUGUCAGAGGCCAGAGCAGGUGCCAGCAGUGUCCAGGAGGCCAGGGGAUGGCACCUGGGUAUGAGGAUGCUGCAGUGGCUCCAUGCCCGAUCCAGGGAGAAAGGCCGCCUCCCUUCAGGUGGGACCAUCCAGACCUCCAGGACAGCUGUGGAAUCUCUGACCUGGGCCAUAUGGCUUUGUUCUGUGUGCUUCGUUGAUUGACCUGUCAGUGUGGGCUUCUCAUUUUGUGGGUACCUGGGCUUUUCUACCUAACGCCAAGACUAAAUACUUCGGGGCUGGGGGUUUAGCUCAGCGGCAUAAGCGCCUGCCUUGCAAGCAGGCAGUCGUGAGUUUGAUCCCUGGUACCGAUAAAAAAAAGCGAAAAAGACCAAAAAAAAAAAAAAAAAAAAGACUAAAUACUUCAGUUGGGUCUUCAAUUUUAAGAGUGUGCAGAGGGCUUUGUUUCCUGCCCCAGAGCCAGCCAGUCAGGCCCCACCCACUAUGGGGUUCACACUCCACCCUGCUGGGACCUAGUGCAGCCAGCCAGAGCUCCUUCAGGACUGGGCCUUGGGUUUGCGACUCCUCAGUUUCCAAACCUUCACUGGCUCCCUAAUGCCCACUGGACAUGGCCAAAGCUCCUAGCCCAAUGUACAGUGCACUCUGGAAUUUAAUGUGUCUCUCUACUGAGACUCCAGGAAAACCAAACCACCUUCCUCCCUGUCCACCUCAUGCUUCACACAGUGCCCAGUCUGUGAAGCCUCCUCUGUCCUCCAGCCAAACUACCCUCCUGCCUGCAGCUCCUCCUCUCUCCUCCUACUGCAGCCUGCACCAACUUGCCUGUGUCUCUUUCUUCCAAGCCUGGGAGCUAGUGGAGAGCUGAAUCUUACCCAACCUCUUGCUUUGACCUGCUGUCUUCCAGCACAGAAGUAUCAAAUCUUAUUUUGAGGUGAAGGUGGCUCAGGCUGCAUGCAUCCUUACCCCCAAAGCCGCAGGAGACCUGUUAGGAGCCUACACAACCCAGGACUCUCACUUGCCCCCUGAGACCCCCAAAAGGAAGACCUCUCUCCAAGCAGGCAUGUAGGAAGGGCCACUGUUCACUUCUCCCAGGCAUGGCAGGAGGUACCCAAAGACCUGAUUUUCUUGAGAAGUGAAGGGGAAGUAGGAGCCUGUCGUGGCAUCUGGAUGUCCCCCUACAAAGCCUCAUGCAGUCAUAGAGAGAGCUUCUCACAGAUGGCUGGAUUUAGAGUGUGAUGCUGGGAUCAAAGGUGUGUGAUUACUAAAUUAGCCCACUAAUUUGUUUGGCAUAGUUUUGGGUUAGAUUAAGGGCACCCCACCCUGGGUAUGAGUGCUGCAUGCCCCAAGGGCGGGUAACCUGGAUAGAAUAUAAAGGACAGAAAGACAGCUGCGAGCUGCCUUCUGCUUGCUGUGAACUGUUCCCUGAGAUGUCCCUGAAACCUCUACAAACUGUGAGCCACAAUAAACUUUUCCUCCCUUAA